AUGCAGGUGCAGAAAGGCCGGCUUCAGAAGGCUACUCUCAUCACGCAACUGUACAUCCCCGGUCUCUCGGAGUUGACCUCUAUCUCACCACGCACUUCAUUCACAAAUCCGCUUCAGCCAUCCGCAUGCUAUUUGACCCAGUUGGCGAUAUGCCCAUCAGCCGAAGAAUGCAACUGUAUGGCGUACGCGCUCUACGGCCAGCGGCUCGUUGAGUGA
Molecule: messenger RNA, 216 nt
Organism: Puccinia graminis f. sp. tritici CRL 75-36-700-3
Lineage: Eukaryota; Fungi; Basidiomycota; Pucciniomycetes; Pucciniales; Pucciniaceae
Exons: 2
Coding region: 1-216 (71 amino acids)
Source: RefSeq, a predicted model, not a curated record